AUGGCUGAGGAGAAUACUCCACAAGCUGAUGAGAAGUGUUGUUUGGAUGAUGCCAAACCAAUGGAGACCAUUGAAGACCCUUACGUGGUAACAAUGCCUCUAAUGGAUGAGAAAGUUCAAAGAGAUGAUGUUCUUCUUCCUCCAGCUGCAGGAUCCAACGGUAUUGUGAAUCCGAGACGGUAUUCAACAGGAGUGUUAGAUAAACGAGGAGCAGGUAAAGCUCAGAUUCAAACCCGUUACCGUGGGAACCAAAUGAGUUCGACUCAUGAUCUAUGCAAACACGGGAAGAGGCGUGAGGAUGAUGUGGUGGUCAAACCGUGGAAGUUGGUGAAGAAAAAGAAUGUUGAAGGUGGAGAUUUGGUGAAAGGUGAGACUUUGGGUGUGAUGAGGAAGUCGUUUGGAAAUGUUUCUAAACACGAGGAGAAGUCAUUGCAGGUUGCAAAGAGAGAUGCUGCUGCUGUUAGCGAGAUUGUCAAAUCUUGUGAUGGUUUUCCCGCUAAGAGAAGUGUAACCAAGAGUACUAUUACUCCGAGUGAUUCAGCUGGUGUACUAAGAAUGGUCAAGAAGACAGAACUUGAUGUUAAGAAGGUUUCAAGGAUCAGCGAGAGCAAGAGUUCUAAAGAGGAUCUUUUGAAACAUCUGAAGAGCAAAGAGAAGAAGACGAAGAUGGAUGAGCCGGUUAAAUGUGAAGAUGCAUCGGAGAAGAGGGUUUCAAGGAUCAGCGAGAACAAGAGUCCUAAAGAGGGUCUUUUGAAGAGUAUGAAGGUCAAAGAGAAGACGACGGAGAUUGAUGAACCGGUUUUAUGUGAAGAUGUAUCGGAGAAGACUCUGUGUGUUGCUGCAUCUAGUACUGAGGAGAAGAAGAUGAAGAAGAAGAAGAGCAUCAAAAGUGUUAAGAGUGAGAUUCAGCAAUCUUCUGAGAAGAACAUCUUAAGAGGCAGCGGAAAGAAAAGUCUUACACUUUUACCAUCUUUGUCCCCAUCCUCGGAGGAGGUUAAAGAAUCGCGUGUUACGAGAUCAGAUCCUAGCCCAAUAAGGCAGACGACUUCCAGGUCCAAGACUGGUUUGUAUGAGAAGAAAGAGAUUCCCUCUGCGACUCUUGUAGCUAUAUCAAAAACCGAAAGCAAGAUUAGGCCGAAGAAGAUUGGUUUAAAGGUUACUCCUCCUCCAGGUCCUCCAACGAAGCCGCUGAGUUUCAAGAAAGGGAAAGUUCUUGAACCAAAACCAGAAGGUUCGACUCCAACAUUGCUAAAAUUCAAGAAGAGAGUUGUUCAGGAACCAAAACUCAAAAGCGAUGGGAACAAGAAGAAGAAGAAUCUGAAAGAUAAACGAGAAGGCGUUGGGAAGAUGAGUAAUAACAACGGAGAAGGUAAACGAGAGAAAGUUGUUCUGAGGCAUAGAAAAGUGGAAGCAAAGAAGAAACUGCAGACACUUUUCAACAAUGUGAUUGAAGAGACUGUGAAUAAGCUUGAAGAAGUGAGGAAGAGCAAGGUUAAAGCAUUGGUGGGUGCUUUUGAAACUGUGAUCUCUCUUCAAGAUAAUGACAGAGCAUCUCAGAAUAAGAAGAUUCAGGGCAAAUCCGCAUCUUCACCAGUCGUUGAAGGCUAG
Thlaspi arvense is the source of this 1608-nucleotide messenger RNA. The record is from the annotation of a GenBank genome assembly. Lineage: Eukaryota; Viridiplantae; Streptophyta; Magnoliopsida; Brassicales; Brassicaceae.